Molecule: messenger RNA, 2945 nt
Organism: Xiphophorus maculatus (southern platyfish)
Lineage: Eukaryota; Metazoa; Chordata; Actinopteri; Cyprinodontiformes; Poeciliidae
Gene: rab35b
Product: RAB35, member RAS oncogene family
Exons: 6
Coding region: 262-867 (201 amino acids)
Biological process (GO): endocytic recycling
Cellular component (GO): endosome membrane; plasma membrane
Molecular function (GO): GTP binding; GTPase activity
Source: RefSeq, a predicted model, not a curated record
CACACUUGGGUGCAGCUCCGCUAGAGAAGGAAGCAGAGUUUCCGGCUGUUUGCAGCGGAGCAGGAGGAUUGCUGACGCCGCGAAACCCCGAGAAAAACGCCGCCGGCUCGGGGGGCUAGUAGUUUCCAGCUUCGGUUGUGACUCUUUCUUUCUCAUCAGGGGACCUGGGGGCAGAUAAAUUUUCUACGGGACAGGGGGGACCUGAGCAACAAGCCAAGCGAAGAAGCUGCACAAGGCGGAGGUUAGCUACCAGCUACCGGCAUGGCCAGGGACUACGAUUACCUCUUCAAGCUGCUCAUCAUCGGUGACAGCGGAGUGGGAAAGAGCAGUCUCCUUUUGCGCUUCGCAGACAACACAUUUUCAGGUAGCUACAUCACCACGAUAGGCGUGGACUUCAAGAUCCGGACGGUGGAGAUCAACGGCGAGAAGGUGAAGCUGCAGAUCUGGGACACGGCGGGCCAGGAACGCUUUCGCACCAUCACCUCCACAUAUUACAGGGGAACGCACGGGGUCAUAGUGGUCUACGACGUCACGAGCGCCGAGUCCUUCGUCAACGUCAAACGAUGGUUACAUGAAAUCAACCAGAACUGUGACGACGUCUGCCGAAUAUUAGUGGGAAACAAGAACGACGACCCCAGCUCGAAGGUGGUCGAGACGACCGACGCGCAGAAGUUUGCGGAACAGAUGGGAAUCAGCCUGUUUGAGACGAGCGCGAAAGAAAAUAUCAACGUUGAAGAGAUGUUCAACUGCAUCACAGAGCUGGUGCUAAAAGCCAAGAAGGAGGUUCUAGCCAAGCAGCAGCAGCAGCAACAGAACGACGUGGUCAAACUCACCCGGAACAGUAAACGGAAGAAAAAGUGCUGCUAGCAAAAGCGAGCGGUGAAACGGCCGGAGGCAUCUCCUCUCCACACACUCACACACCACACCAUGGGACUCAGAGCAUCUAAAUUAAAGAGCAGAUAAAGAUUUACUGAAUAUACAGAAAAAUAAUAAAUAAAAAAAAAAAAAAAAAUAAGUGGAAAUAUCGUCCCCUUUGGACAAACUAAUCAUGAAGACUUUAGAAGAAGAAAAACAAAAGCAUUUGUACAGAUUUUUAUGAAGCGUCAGAUCAGGUUUUACUUGGAACGCAUCAGAGAAGCACUGUUUGACCUGAGCUCCUCUUUUUCGGUGAAGAAUCUGAAGCCGACGUCUGACGGACACAAAGCUCAGAUUUCCGUCUGCGUAUUCCGCCACCCCCCCGUCUUACCCUCCUGUCAGUAUCUCAUCUCUCCUUCCCGUUCCGCCGCACACAGGACGCUGCUGGCCGAGGCCGGCGCCGCACCUGAGGGGGGGGGGGAGGACUCGUUUCCUCUAGACUUUUUCAUUGAAUUAGUUUAGCUAUUUUUCUUUUUUUUCCCCCCCCCAUGGGCGGAGCGAAGACUUUGCGCAUGGCUGCGAAAGAAAGAACUCCUCUCGUGUUUAAAAGUGCGUACAUUUCAUCCGCCCGCAGCGCCAACAGAUCAUGAACUUCUCGGUUUCGUUGUCGGGGGGGGGAACGAGCCCAAUGAUGAAGUUUAGCACGUUUAUCAGUUAACCUAAAGGACUGAACUGGUGUUUUCUCGUGUUUUUUUUUUUUGUUUUGUGUUUGUUUUUUUCCUCAGUAUUUUGCCAAGCUUCCCCUUCCUUAAUCACCUAACUUCCAGUAGCGCUGAGCCAAUGUUAACUGAUCUCAUGUUUUCCACUGUUUUUGUUUGGAUCUUCUCCACGCAGCAGAGCAGGUGAACCACUCACUCCCAGAGCUCCCAUUGCACUGUUCACUGCAGUCUUACUUCCCCUUCCAUUUUCCUUUAAACCUUUUUCUUUUUAUAUAUAUAAAAAAAACAAACAAAGAUACUGCCAAUAUUAUAAAACAAAGAAAAUCUAUAUAAAUAUAUUAGCUCGGCAGAGCCUCUCAUUGGACUGUUGCCAUAGCGGCCGUCGGCUGGCCAGGAUACAGGGUGAAUCGGCGUCUGAUGGGACCCUGUUGAGUCCUCAGGAAAUGCUCCCUCCCUCUCCUCCUCCUCCUCUUCUUCUUCUUCUUCUGUGUUGCUGCCGCCAGCCUUGUGUUUCCUCAUCGCCCACAUAUCAGCACCUCGCAGCGACUGACUCACCAUCUGCAAGAAGAAGCCCGCCAUCGCUGUGACCUCUCCUCCAGGCCGCACUGGGGCUUCCUCUUGCUCUCUUUCUGUUUUGUUUUAAUUUUAUUUUCUGGUUGUUUUUUUUUUUUGUUGGUUUGUUUUUUUUGGCAUGUAACUCUUUGUUUUGCAGAAUUUUUUUUUUUUUUUUUUGUAAAAGCUAGCGAGAACUGACUGUGUUCUCUCCAUUAAUAGUGACUAAUGUAAUGUUUUGAUCUCCGUCACCAGCCCUUCCUCACUCCCUCCCUCCCUCUUCCUCAACCUGUUCGAGUGUUAGCAGUCAGUUUUCGGUGUCCAUGGCAACAACGUGGCGGAACGAGCGGCAGCACCGGAUCCCCUGCGUCUGGACCCGAGUCAUGUUUUCCCAUCAGCAUCUAUUACUGACAUUUAUCGUUAUUUUUUGUUGUUUUUGUUUUUUAAAAUUGGGAGAGCUUUACUGCAGAUGGAGGAGGAGGAAAUACUCUUUGCGGGUUCUGGUGGGUUCGUGCGAACAGGCAUCAGAAAGCCCACACUUUGAUUUCUCUCUACCAUGUGUGUAUGUAGUGCGCACGUGGUGUAUAGUGUAUAUAUACAAAUGUGUGUUUAUAUUCAAUAUAGAAGAUACACACACGACUGGCGCACCAAAUCGUGCAUGUGCUGCACAUGCCCAGUGUGCUGGGGUCAUGAAACAACACACUCGUCAGCUGUGGUUCGCUGUACACUGGAGAAAUAAAGUUGUACUAUUCAGUUUUCCCUACAUGAAUUAAAUCAGUAACAAACGUUUUAAAGAAAUAAAUAUUUGACACAUAAUGA